AUGCUGACCCUGGCCGAGACAGAUGCAGGAGAAGCGGCAUUACCAGGAGGACGAGCAGAUACCCUGGCGGAGACGCCGUUCCAGACCGCGCGUCGCGAAGCAAUGGAAGAGAUCGGGCUGCCCGAGAUCGAUCAGUCGCUGCCGCACCCGUUCGCCGUCGAGCACCUUUGCGAGUUGCCGGCAAAUCUUGCCAAAACGGAGGUGGUGGUGCGUCCCUGCGUCGCGCUGCUUCAUUCGUAUGAUGCGGCCACCGGGGAGAAUGCUGAUCCGGAAGUCUCGUUGAUUCCCAAGUUGGACGCGAGAGAAGUGGCCGCCGUGUUUACGGCGCCCUUUCAUUCCUUCCUGUGUAUGAAACAAGAAGAACAGGAUUCGGAGGACUGGUAUCAAGGAUCGUGGAGUCGAUGGCACAACUCAAAUUGGCGCAUGCAUCAGUUCUUUGUUCGCGCCAAUGACGCCCUGGUCAAGCCUCGCGGAAGCCCCGAGCAGAAUGUCACGAGUGACGAGACGCGACACCGGGUCUUUGGCAUGACGGCACGGAUCGUCGUGGAUGCGGCUCGACUGGCCUAUGCACAGGAGCCGGAAUUCGAGCAUAACAGCCACUGGGGCGACGAGGCCAUGAUCGCCAAUUUGCGGCGUAUGGGUCGGCUCAGCGAGACCCGCAGGCCCUCGGAUGAACUCACCCGUGAAACGAUGGAGAAAGCGGCCAAAUUAAGUUAG
This is a messenger RNA of Penicillium cinerascens, 717 nucleotides long. RefSeq names its product NUDIX hydrolase. Gene Ontology annotation, molecular function: acetyl-CoA hydrolase activity; coenzyme A diphosphatase activity. Gene Ontology annotation, biological process: coenzyme A catabolic process. The coding region runs from base 1 to 717 and encodes 238 amino acids. The record is from RefSeq and is a predicted model, not a curated record. The transcript is spliced from 3 exons. Lineage: Eukaryota; Fungi; Ascomycota; Eurotiomycetes; Eurotiales; Aspergillaceae.